Messenger RNA from Brassica oleracea var. oleracea, 1518 nucleotides. Its product is annotated as E3 ubiquitin-protein ligase PRT1-like. Lineage: Eukaryota; Viridiplantae; Streptophyta; Magnoliopsida; Brassicales; Brassicaceae. Gene Ontology annotation, biological process: proteasome-mediated ubiquitin-dependent protein catabolic process. The record is from RefSeq and is a predicted model, not a curated record. The transcript has 8 exons. Gene Ontology annotation, molecular function: ubiquitin protein ligase activity; zinc ion binding. The coding region runs from base 172 to 1365 and encodes 397 amino acids.
UUUUCUUUAUCCACCAUAACAUUCCAAAAUCCGCCCCUUAGCCCCUAAGCAAAGACAUCGCGCCGUCAAAAUCUCAGAUCUCUCUCCUCUCUCUCUCUCUCUCUUUGUAUUUUCGUUUUCGUCUGAUAAUUUUGCAGAAAAAUUUUGAUUUCUCAAUCCCGAUCUCUACCUAUGGAGGAUGUUGCAAUGAAGAACGCUGAGCUACAUGAAGAAAUCUCCGAUAAGUUUCUCUGCUGCGUUUGCCUGGAGCUUCUUUACAAACCGAUUGUGCUAUCAUGUGGUCACCUAUCGUGUUUCUGGUGCGUACACAAGUCAAUGAACGAGCUGCGAGAGUCUCAUUGUCCCAUUUGCAGAGACCCUUAUGUUCACUUUCCUGCUGUCUGCCAAAAGCUUCACUUCCUCCUCAAGAAGAUCUACCCUCUUGCCCACCACAAGAGAGAAGAACAAGUUCUAAAGGAGGAACAAGAACUAGAUUGUUUUUCACCUCAGAUUGACGAACCAAAGCCUAAGGAGGAGUCUUCAUGUAGUGGAGGUUCUCCAAAUGUCUCUGAUGAGCGGAAGGUGGAAGAGUGCUCUGAUGCAGAAAGGUUACUAUCAAGUGAAGAACCUAAAGAUGCAAAAGCUCUUAAUGUUUUUCAUGAGAAUAACAAAGUCAUUAAGCAAAUUUCGAAAGAUGAUUUGCUCUGUUCAGCGUGCAAGGAGCUGCUAGUGCGACCCGUAGUACUCAAUUGUGGACAUGUGUAUUGCGAAGGAUGUGUAGUAGAUAUGUUUCAAGAAGGCGAAAAGAUCAAAUGUCAGGAGUGUCAUAUCUCUGACCCGAGAGGGUUUCCGAAAGUUUGUUUGGUUCUUGAGCAGCUCUUGGAGGAGAACUAUCCUGAAGAGUACAAUUCAAGGAGAAGUGGGAUUCAGAAAUCGAUUGCCCAUACUAGCAAAAGAAACAUUCAAAGCUCUCACAAAGAAGGCCCAUCCUUAUCAGGCGAGAACAACAAUGAUCUUCCCUGGUGGGCAAACCCUGCAUCUAAUGUUCACAUCGGAGCUGGUUGUGAUUGUUGCGGAGUGUAUCCAAUCAUAGGGGAUCGAUACAGAUGCAAAGACUGCAAGGAAGAAAUUGGUUAUGACCUUUGCAAAGACUGUUACGAGACUCCUUCAAAAGUUCCUGGGAGAUUCAACCAACAACACACCCCAGAACACAGGCUUGAGCUCGCUCAGGUUCCUCGGGUUCUGGUCAAUAUCGAGUCUAUCGGCUUCCUUCUAGGUCCGAUGGUUAGUGAAGGCGUGAGUGGAGAAGAAGAUAGUGAUGAUGAUGAUGAUAGCGAGGAAGCAGGGCCUCCUGAUUCUAAUGAGGUAUCGUCAAGCGCUGACUGAAACACAGCUUAAGUAUGUUGGAAUCUUGAAGCAUGGUUUGCGUUUGUGUUUGCAUGCUUCUUUUUUAAAAUAUGGUUUUUAAACAAAGUUCAUUUGUUAAUUUGUAAACAUAAAACGCAAACAAAAACCAACUCUUGUGUUUUCAUUUGGUUU